Messenger RNA from Mauremys reevesii (Reeves's turtle), 1552 nucleotides. It is a transcript of the gene TMEM74, whose product is annotated as transmembrane protein 74. Bases 359 to 1303 code for a protein of 314 amino acids. The transcript has 2 exons. Lineage: Eukaryota; Metazoa; Chordata; Testudines; Geoemydidae. The record is from RefSeq and is a predicted model, not a curated record.
CCUCUUCUCCCACCCCCCUCCCCAGCCUCCGGCAGAGGCAGCAGGACGAUGGAGCGUGGCUGGCUACAAGUGCUUCUCUAUUAGACUUUCAUAGAGCAGCCUAGGAAAUGCAACAAUCAUCUGCCAAAUGGAUGCAAACGUAAGAGAGAGACUGAAAAGAAAUACAUGUCAGAGGGAAUUUGUUUAAUCAUUUAGCAGCUGAAACAAGCCAUAUCCCUAGCAAAAUACUGGUUAGAGGAUAGAAGAUUGCUUUGAGGCAACAGCUCAUGUACCGUGAUAACGCUUGAUUGUAUUAUUGACAGAGGUUCCUGAAGCAUGGCUUAGGUUAGAAGCUGUGGCUUGCUAGAGAGGAGUUCUGAUGGCUUGUAUGGAGCUUCUGUACCUCGCCAAGAAGGGUAGGCGAUCAGAUCUGUGCAACAAUGUGGACUGGAGUUUGCAAGCCCCUCCCUAUGAACAGCAGAGUGAUGGGGACGAUAUGGGGGCAAGAACAGCAGCUGCGGUGGCAGCUCUCUGCUGUGAUAGGCACUGCAAGUCUAUACAAAGGGCAGCCACAGCAGGUUCCACCCAGGCACCCCUUUCCUCCACUCCUACCCCCUCCUUCUCCUGGCAGCGUGCGGCAGCAUCAAGCAGCAUCCAGCCAGCUCACUUGGAUGGAGAAGAGGAAGCCGAAAAGAAGAGAGCCUGCUGCUGUGCUCAGGAACUGGAGACAUCAUUUACUUAUAGGGAUGAAAAUGUCAAUCUGGAGCAUAUGAGAAAUGCCCCUUCUCCUGUGAAGAGUUGCUGCCAGGUUCCCCCUGCCCAGCAUAGCUCCUGUACAGAGAUCCCACACGAUUGGGCUCAUGAUCCUACCUCCCUGAUCUCUGAGGAAGAUGAUACUGGAUCAGAAGCUGCUUCAGGGACAUCUAUAGACUAUGGGUUCAUUAGUGCCAUCUUGUUCCUGGUUAGUGGGAUUUUGCUAGUUAUUAUUUCCUAUGUGGUGCCCAGAGAUGUGACUGUGGAUCCUAACACUGUAGCAGCCAGGGAGAUGGAGCGACUGGAGAAUGAGAGCGCUAGAAUCGGGGCUCACUUGGAUAGGUGUGUGAUCGCUGGGCUGUGUCUCUUAACUCUGGGGGGUGUGGUGCUGUCCAGUUUAUUAAUGAUGUCUAUGUGGAAAGGGGAGCUGUACAGGAGGAAUAGAUUUGCAUCCUCCCAGGAAUCUGCAAAGCUGUAUGGUUCUUUCAAUUUUAGAAUGAAAUCCAGCACAAAUGAUAAUACACUAGAGUUAUCAUUAGUAGAAGAAGAUGCAUUUGCCAUAGAUAAUUAGCACGGUCGUGAUUUUUAAGGCACUAUUUCUACAGGAAAAUAUGUUCUAGUAAAUAAAACAAAUACAGCUAAAGAUAGGUAGUAAUGCAGUUUAAUUGCCUGGCAAUAAAUGUCUUUCCUUAAAUUCUGUAACUGAAUGUUUGCAUUAUAUGGAGGUUUGUUUUUUAGGGGAAACCUGCUAGGGAUAAUGUAAUCAAUAUCAAUGACACUUUCUUAUUUAAACCACUGAAUAAAAAUAAAUUUGUGAUAA